AGGGGCUGAGCCCUCAGACCCUCAGGAUCUGCCCCACCCUCAAUGACCGGGACCUCCAUCCCGUCAGAAAUUCACCUAAAAUUGUACCUGCCUAAAUUAAUCACAUCAGAAAUUCACCUGAAAUUGUAUCUGCCUAAAUUAACCCCAUCUAAAUUAACCAUAACAAGCACUGCGUUUAUGUAGAGGUGUCUCAUUUCUUUGCUGGGUGAAAUGCUGUUUCGGUUCUCUACAUAGAUGAGAUGGCUGCUCAGGAGAAAGACCCAGACCUGAGGCUCCUGCAGAAGAAUCCACUGGGCCCCAGCACGUGUCAGAAGAGCAGGUUUCUGGAGAGUGAGUGGCAGGCAGCCACGGCGUCCCUGAGCCGCUGUCCCAGCGUGGCCGAGAGCGGGGACGGCGGCAUCGGCACCUCCUGCUCUGACAGCACUGAGGACUUUUGCAACUCCAGUAGCGGUUCCUCAUUCCACCCCAUCAAAACCCAGGUGACCAUUCCAACAGCCCACGUCAUGCCUUCCACGCUGGGUGCCUCGCCCUCCAAGCUGUGCCCUGCAGGGGACCAGGGCUGUUCCCAGAGCUCUGCACAUCCUGCUGGGCCAGGCUCUGCCCCUGACCGCCCGGGGCUGGCCAGGAACGGGGACCUGAACGCCGGGAACUCCUCUCAGGUGCCCCCCAGGGACCUCCUGCGUCUCUACAGGGACAACGGCUGCGAGCACGCCUGGCCUCCUGCCACCAGGACAGAAGGCACCUGGAAGUUUGACACCCCUGCCAUCGAGCAGACCCUUAACCAGUCUCUCUUCCUGGACAGCGUGUGCGCUGACCCUCUGCACAGGUGCCAGAAGUUCAGCUCUGAGGCAGGCAAGGACCAUUUCAAGGUGCUGCCAGAGAGCAAACAGGCGCCGGGCGCCAACGGAGCCGAUGGGCCGUGGCCUGGCGGGAGCAGGCUGAUGCCAGGGGGGCUCCAGGCCAGCAGCUUCUAUUCCAAACCUGUGGCAGCUCCCCCAGGCCGAGCGUGGGUGCAGGAAGGCUGCACCCUGCACCCCCACCAGGGAGUCUGCGAGCUCAGUGCCUGGAAGCAGCAGCUGGACAAGGUGCGGCUGCAGGUGGAGCAGAUGCAGUUACAAAAUGGAGGCACCUGCCCCCAUUCCUCACUGUAUUCCCCAUCCCUGCCUGCACCUGACCCAGCUCAGUGGAUCAAUAUCCUGAACUCCAAUGAAAACCUGCUCAAGGAGAAGGAGCUCCUUAUUGACAGACAGAGGCAGCACAUUUCCCAGCUGGAGCAGAAGGUCCGGGAGAGCGAGCUGCAGGUGCACAGUGCCCUGCUGGGCUGCCCAGCCUCCUAUGGAGAUGUCUACAUGCUGAGGAUGCAGGAGCUGCAGCGGGAGAACACCUUCCUGCGAGCACAGUUCACAGAGAAGACUGAGUCCCUCAGCAAGGAGAACAUUGAGCUGCAGAGGAAGCUGGCUGCUGCAGAGGUGGAUGUGAAGCUGCUCCGGGAGUCCCUGAAGGAAACGGUGCAGAAACAUGCAGAGGAGUUAAAGAAACAGGAAGAAAGGGUAAAGGGAAGAGACAAACACAUUAAUAACCUUAAAAAGAAAUGCCAGAAGGAAACUGAACAAAACAGAGAGAGACAGCAGAGAAUUGAGACCCUGGAACGAUACCUGGCUGAUCUGCCAACUCUUGAGGACCACCAGAAACAGAGUCAGAAGCUGAAGGAAUCUGAAUUGAAGACUACUGCCCUGCAGGAAACAGUGCUGGCACUGGAAACAGAGCUUGGAGAUGUCCAGGCUGCUUUCAGGGAGCAGGAACUGCAGCUGGAAACCCAAAAGCACAAGGAGAUGGAGCUUCUGUCCACUGUGCACAGCUUGCAGGACAAGUUGCAGCAGUAUGCAAAGAAUGCAGAGAGAGGACCCCCUGCCCAGGAUGGGGAGAGGCAGAAAAUGGAACAGGACUCUCUGAAGAAGGAGUGUGACUGCCUCAGGAAGAUUGUGGACAAAAAGCAGAAGAAGAUGGAGCAGUUAUCCUUGCAAGUCAAGAACCUGGAAGAACAGGUGGCCCAGGAAGAGGGGACAAGCCAAGCUCUGAAGGAGGAGGCAAUGAGAAGGGAAAAUGCUCUGCAGCAGCUCCGGGCUGCCGUGAAAGAGCUGUCCGUGCAGAACCAGGAGCUGAUUGAGAAGAACCUGACGCUGCAGGAGCAGCUGCGGCAGGCGCAGCUGACAGCGCAGCCCCUGCCUGCUGACACUGCCUGCCUGGCCCAGCAGCUGCACGGGGAGCUGGCCAGCUGCCUGCAGGAUCUGCAGUCUGUCUACAGCAUUGUCACCCAGAGGGCUCAGGGCAAGGACCCCAACCUCUCUCUGCUCCUGGGCAUCCACUCUGUGCAAUACCCUGUGAAGGAGAAGGAUGACCUGCUGAGCCCUGAUGGACUGGCCAAGAAACUGGUGGAGGUAAAACAGCUUCACAAAGAGGUGGAGGACUUGAGGACUGCAAUAUCUGACAGAUACGCUCAGGACAUGGGAGACAACUGCAUCACCCAGUAAAGAGCACUCCCAAAGUAAGACAGGGAAUGAAGACUUGAAACUCAGGAGUCUUGUGCUCCUACAACCCUAAACCUAUUCAGCACUUUACCAUCCCUCUGCUCGGGUACAGGAUGUGUGACUUAUCUGAUCUGUGAGGAAUCAGGGGGUUUGUUGCCAGAAGUGUUCAGCUGCUGACUGGGAUAUUCAGGGCUUCAGUGUCAGGCUUUGCAGUGGCUUUGAUCUUGUGGAAUGUGUUUUCUGCUGUGUUUGCUGGAGCUGCUGUGGUCUCUGAUGCUGGGAGAUGAAUUCUGCCUUGCCUUGCAGGCCUGUCAAAUGCUGAACAUGCAAGUGUGACAGUUAAAAUGAUGGCUAAAAGGAAAUGUAUGCCCUGGUCUUGCUGAUAACCCUCCCUCCUGUGGGACCAGAGGGUUGGCAGAGUGUUUGUGGGAUGUCUGGAUUCCACAGGCAGGCAGGUGUGCCAGCUCCACUCCUGGCAUUUCCAUCGAGGUGCUGCUGCCUUGGAUUGAUGGAGCAGGACCUGCUCUCCUCAGGUGAUGCAACCAUUGUCUUUCAGCAGCCAGCAUGAGCUGAGGAAUAAAGAACACUAAAAGACUGGAAAUGCUCCCCCUGGGCACUGUUACCCCAGAAGCCUUAAAAGCCUUUUGUCCCCCUGAAACAGCACUGGGAAGUGAUUUAGACUGCAGAGAAGUGGAUUGAUGCUGAAGUGCCUUAAUGAGCUGGAAGAACCCUUUGCCCCCACUCUGCUCUGUGCCUAAUGCAUCCACUGGCAGGUGAGGGGCUGCUCUUCCCUCUCACAGCCUUUUAGAGCCAUCCCAAACAGUCCUGGGGAGCCCCAGGUGUCUGUGGCCCUGGGGACACACCUCUGCUUCACUGGGAGAAAGCCAUACUGCUCCUGCUGUGCAGGGGGUGGCACAGGGAGCUCUGCCUGCCAGCAGUGCCCGCUUGGGCCUUGUCACAGCCCUGUCCCUCCUUUCUUCUCCUCUGCAAGUAAUGGGAUUCUAAAUGAAUCCCUGAGGGAUCAGUGUCACUGUACCACCACCCUCCCUAUCCCCAGUGACAGCUUUACUGAGUCUGAGGGUGGAACUUGGCUUUUCACCUUGAUUUAAGAGCAAGACACCAAGUUGUGACAGGGAAAAGUCCUGCUGACACUUGUGUUGUUUGGCUGCUCUUGGUUCAUGCUGGGGCUGUGAGCCCUGGGUUUGGCAGAAAUGCUUUUGUUAUUCCUUUGAGUUAAAAUUUUAAGACCAAAUCUGUUUUGUUCUCGGUGUUUGGCCACCCUGGGGGACGGUGGCCAGGAACUGGUUGGUUUGUCCCACACAGGGAGCAUGCAGCGGUGUCUGUCUGUCUGUCCUGCUCUCCCUGGC
This is a messenger RNA of Passer domesticus (house sparrow), 3895 nucleotides long. RefSeq names its product centrosomal protein 85 (gene CEP85). The transcript is spliced from 14 exons. The record is from RefSeq and is a predicted model, not a curated record. Gene Ontology annotation, cellular component: centrosome. The coding region runs from base 240 to 2531 and encodes 763 amino acids. Lineage: Eukaryota; Metazoa; Chordata; Aves; Passeriformes; Passeridae.